AUGAAGAGAUGUGUUGAAGAUGCCGAGACGAUGAAGCGGCCACCACAGACUUUAUAUUGGGCUGAUGUGCCGGAUAAACCGGAUAAAGUCUUAAUCGCCACUGUUGCAAUUCCACAGUUGGACUCAUUAAAUGCAGGUUCGAGCCGCCCUGUUCCGCCACGACAACAAGGCCGUCCAGCUACAAACUUGAUCGUUGCGCCAGCAACUUCCGACACAUCCUCUCCAAGCGUCCCCCCACGUACCGCAGCGGGUCUGCGCCGACGCCAGACUGGUACCGUGGCGAGAUCGUCAACGGGAGCACGUCCGGCUACUAGCGGACCGGGUGGUAUGAUGAGAAUCUACACUGACGACUCACCGGGAAUCAAAGUUGACCCUGUAGUUGUUCUGGUCGGAAGUUUAACAUUCAUUGCUUCGGUUUUCAUUCUGCAUAUCGGUAGGCACAUACAUUGGGUAAAUACACUCGUUAACGCUCGCGCCCGGAUUGGUGAACAGAGGAUUGAGAACCUCAGAAAUAUGAGUAUUGCGUGGCCUGGAACUGCCGUCCGCCUAGCCAGAUCUUAA
This is a messenger RNA of Spizellomyces punctatus DAOM BR117, 561 nucleotides long. RefSeq lists its product as uncharacterized. The transcript has 5 exons. Gene Ontology annotation, cellular component: Sec61 translocon complex. Lineage: Eukaryota; Fungi; Chytridiomycota; Chytridiomycetes; Spizellomycetales; Spizellomycetaceae. Gene Ontology annotation, biological process: intracellular protein transport. The record is from RefSeq and is a predicted model, not a curated record. Bases 1 to 561 code for a protein of 186 amino acids.